GUUUUUUCUUUUCUGGUAAAUUUCUGAGGAUUACAGUCAAUCAGUAAUGCCAGAUAUUAACGUUUGGCAAUUCGUAUUGUACAGAAAAUGCAUACUGAUGCAAAGCAUGUUGUUCUGAUAACUUUUUUUACUUGAAUUAUAUUGCCCCUCUCCCAUUAUGAUUUGGUGGUUACUCACUAUGACCGAGGCUUCACUGUAACCUUUUUGGCUUCACCCUUGUAUCCUGGACAAAGAUGUUCAGAGCUAUGUUUGAGUGUUAGUACUUAUUAAAAAAAUAUAUAGGUAUAUUAUCAAAUGUCAUUAACAAUUAUACUUCUGUAGAUUUUCGGACUGCGUGUACCAUUACGGUGUGAAGCACGUCCCUAAAUGCCGUCACUUAAAGGAAAGUAACAGAUAAAUUUAUACCAUUCCCUAAGCAAAACAGCACAUUAGGACUACUUUAUCCAGAAGCCUUCACUUCUCUCUACGAGAUGUGUGUACGUCCGUGAGGCUGGUACGGAUGGGGUAUGGCGGCUCGCUGGGUUUAUGUCUUGUAGCAGUAACUGGACAAAACGUAGACUGAUGGUACAAGGGUCGUAUGUUAUUAAGACGGUUGUUUGGGGAGUUUAAUUUAUUUAAGUGAGUAUCUGCAAUUAUUUACUCGGCUCUACAAAAUAUAUGGCCACAAAAAUUCCAUUCAAAUUAUUGAAGAUGAGGCAACAGUGACAGUAAGAUGGAUACUGCAGUAGAUUGUGCAGUGAGCUGUGGUUCUGACAGCAGCUGCAUGGAUCACAACCCUGAAAAGGAAAUUGUAAAACCAGAAGCUGAUGAAAUACAGUUGUUGUCAUCCAGGAAUAAGACGUCCGACAAACCCAGCGGUGUAAAGGAGCCAGAAACUUCAGAAGGAAAGAAUGGUAUAUUUAGCACACUGCACUUUAGUUCACUGGAUCAAAAAGUGGCCUUGGAUGCAGAGAGAGAUGCAGAACCAAAAGAAAGCACCAUGGUAUUUGAAGAGUUUGUAAGGUGUCCAGUCUAUGACAAGUGUCUGGAUACUGUAGAAAAUAACUUUAAAGAGCCUUCUGUGCUGUCAUUGCAUAAGGAUAAUUUUAAAGAUGACAACAUGUACAGGUCUGACACUGACACACUAUCUACACUGCUUUCCAGUACGGAUAUUCCCAGUGUCACAGCUACAGAUUUUGAAAAGCAUGAUAGUUUUGCAGACCAUAAGGGUCAGGGAGAGCCAUAUUUGACUGUUAGUCCUUUCCCAGAGCUGAAUAUCUGUGAAACGGAGAUGACAGUGGCCCACAGUAGUGUUUGUGCAAACUCUAACAGCGGGCAAGAAAUUCAGGGGUCAUAUCAGCAAGGGGUACAGCUUGAUGCCCUGCAAGAUGAGGACCAUGGUCAUAUUAUGUCACUUUUAGCUCAACUUAAAAUAUCUGAGAUGGACUCUGGUGGUGAAAGAUUGGCUGAUGUAGAGUAUUUCUCUUCCCUUUUAGACCUGGGCCAGUGCUGUGCUUCUGAUGUUAGACAGGAGACUGCAUUGAGUGAGGAGUUGCAUAGGAACACAUGUGAAGGUAGUCCUGAUGAAAAAGCUAAUGUUUGUCUUUGUUCAUUAUCCGAGCAUGAAGUCAGUAACCCAGUGGACAUCAGCACUUCAUUGUCCCAGUUCUGUGAAAGCCAAGGCAUGCUGGACAGCCAUGGCCUUCUUUUUGAAUCGGAUAACCAGAAUGAGUUUGUGAACUUGUUGGAUUCCAGAACAAUGGCUUCUAUGUCUGCAGCUGACCUGGGCAGCUGCCAACCUUGCACAAAAGAACUGAGAGUCAGUGCAGAAACAAAUUAUGGGGAGUCAGAAUCAGAAUUUGGCAACAGAGGUUCACAUACAGAUUACAGAAGAACAGAAGCAACUUGCAUGCAGCCUGUGAGAAAAGAUGACACAUGUAUGUCUCCCUGUAGCCCAGAAGGGCCCCCAGAACCAGUGUGGAUGAAGACACCUCUUAAUUCAAAGACAAGUACUGAAGAGCUUCAGAAAGAAACGAAUACCAGCAAGAGCUUGACUUCAUAUCCAGCUAUAAAAGAAGUUCCUGGUCCAUGUGAAAAAGAAGACCUCCUGGAUGGAGUAAUCUUUGGGGCAAAAUACUUAGGGUCUACACAGCUCUUUUCUGAAAAAAAUCCAUCAACUAACGUACGCAUGGCACAAGCGCAAGAAGCUGUUGACCGGAUCAAGGCUCCAGAAGGGGAAUCGCAACCCAUGACAGAAGUUGAUCUCUUCAUAUCAUCGCAGAGGAUUAAAGUGCUAAAUGCUGACACGCAGGAAGCUAUGAUGGACCACCUUUUACAGACCAUCUCCUACAUUGCUGAUAUUGAAAAUAUUGUAGUCAUCAUGGCUCGAAGAAAGCAGCCCCGUAAAACGGAAGGUGAUACUAGCAGCUCUGUAAACAGGCGACAGUACAAAAUGAUCUGUCAUGUGUUCCAGUCCGAAGAUGCACAUAUGAUUGCCCAGGCCAUAGGACAGGCCUUCAGCGUGGCCUACCAGCUGUUCUUACAGAGCAAUGGAAUUAAUCCCAGUGAGCUAAGGCCAAAUGAGUAUAGUGACGUGUUGAGCAAUGAAGAACUUUAUAAUGGAGACCUCAUUCACUUUUCCAAGCAGGAGAACUGCAGAGAUAUCUUCAUAAACAAAGAGAAAGGAGAGUUGCUAGGAAUAGCAAUUGUAGAGUCUGGUUGGGGCUCCAUUCUUCCCACAGUGGUUAUAGCAAACCUCAUGCAUGGGGGUCCUGCCGAAAGAUCAGGAGAGUUGAAUAUUGGAGAUAGGAUCAUGUCCAUCAAUGGAAUAAGCCUGGUGGGUUUGUCUCUUGCUACCUGUGAAAACAUCAUUCGGGACGUAAAGUAUCAGGCUGAAGUAAAGCUGAAUAUUGUCCACUGCCCACCAGUUACCAUGGCAAUAAUCAAACGGCCAGACACAAAACACCAACUUGGAUUCUGUGUGGAGGAGGGAAUUAUUUGCAGUUUAAUGAGAGGAGGGAUAGCUGAGAGAGGUGGAAUUCGGGUGGGGCAUCGCAUCAUUGAGAUCAACGGACAAAGUGUGGUGGCGACUUCCCAUGAGAAAAUAAUCAAGAUACUAAGCAAUGCUACAGGCGAGAUCCACUUGAAGACAAUGCCUGCUUUAACAUACAGACUACUCACUGGCCAGGAACAGCCAGUUUACCUGUGAUGCUGAAGACCUAUCCAGCUGCAGUCCAGGACUGCAGAUAAUCCAGCAUGACAUGGAAAUUGGUGUGAAUACAGAGGAAAACCAUUCAAGUGUUUGUAUUGCUUGUAAAUGUGCCUUACAUGAGUUAACCCUUGCUGUUCUGCACUGAAACAUACCAGCUUUCUUAUAGAAUUACAUACCUCAAUAAGAACAUUCUAAACUUUUUAGACAAAGCUAGCUAACUGCAUAAUUUUAAUGAACUAUUUAACAAAAAAGUAUUAAGUACAGUUUACACAGAUAAAGUGGUGCAUGAUGGAGAAGGGAUGCAUUCCAUCGUUGGUGCUUAAUGCAGAAGUUACUUACUUUUGCCAAGAAGCAUUACAUCAGUUUGAGUUAGUUUAAAAUAAAUUUCAGGUACAUUUGAGCAAAUAAUUUCAGGUUGGUUUUGUUGUAGCCUUUUAUGUGUGCCUUGGCCAAUAACAAAAAAGUGUGUGUGUGGGGGGGAGUGAUGGUUACAAUACUAAUUGCAGCUCUUUAAAAAUAUUCAUAUUACUGAAUGAUGGCUCUAAGAGCAAAGUUGCCUCUCAGCAAGAUAUCCAGUAGUGACACAUUUUUUUUGCAUUACCCAUACUGCUGACAUCAUCUUGAGGCUCUGUACUGGGUUUCAAUCAAGUUAGUGAGAUAUAAUUAAAGCCAGCACUCAUGAGUGCAGACUUUGCAACUACUUGCUGCAGUCAGUGAGCCACACUGUUUGACCCUUCUCAGAAUCCAGUGAUAUAUUUUAGGAAUUCUGGAACUUUGCCUUUACACUGAAUGUAUUAUAUAUGGAUUUGUAAGUUAGGAAUUCACAUUCUUCUUGAAUUUGAAGUGCAGUUACAGCAUGUUUUACAUUUUUUUUUGGGGGGGGGGGUGUGGAGGUGCAAAGCUCCCUGCAUCACCAUGUUAAUGUAGUCAAUUCCAGAUGCACCUUGUAAAAUGGAAUUUCUGCCCCCUCAGUGAAUCCAAAUUUGAGUACUUUUUUCUCUCUUGUGGCAUCGGCGAAAACAUAUCCCCCUGUAGUGGAUUAUGCCAAGUUCUGGACUUCAGGUAGCAAAACUGUUUUGCCCUCCAAGUUAUUCUCUUUCUUUCUUGGAAGAUAGAAUUAAUGUCCUUAAUUGUAAUAUAUUACUAGUGUAAUAAAAUCAUUUCCCAUUAUUAUGUUGUGCAUCUGUUCUGUUUUUACAAAUUUGCAGAGAGGAAGUUUGACUUGGGAGCUCUUAAACUAAGUCAGAAUAAAAUCUGCUACACAGAUGACCCCGACUAUUAGUCAAACAGCCUUGUCACAUCAGAGGUCAGUCAGCUUGCAUGUAGGCUGUAUUUUCAGACAGUUUAAUGCAAGCAUGUUAACAAGGGAUACUAUGAUUUUUUAGGAAUUGUCAACAUCAUUAUUUAGUCAUAAAGCAGUGCAUAGCUCUGAGACUGCCAACCAGCUGCCCUAAUCAUUGGCAAGGUGGAUAUUUAUUUUAUGUUGUUUUUUUUUUUUUUUUUUAUGAACCCCUCUUAGGACCAGCAUCUCUGCCUUAUUCUCAAACAUCCUCUAUCCAGGUAACCACUGUGGCUAAAUGUAUUUAAGUAAUCUGAUCAGGUCAUACAUAUGAUUCAGGAAGUUGACAUUCUUAAGGAUGUCCAUCAGUUAAAUCCUGUGAUUAGACUACUUAAGCAUAUAAAGAGUUCAAGUUGGUUUUUUGUUUUUUUUUUCUCUCCUUUACAAGGAUCUGUAAGUGGCAUUUGAAGAAAUGCAGCUGAUAAAUAAACUUUUCAUUUGUUUGAAGUGACAAACUGUACUAGUUUUGUUAAUUAAAGUAUGAUCUUUAAUACCA
Protopterus annectens (West African lungfish) is the source of this 5025-nucleotide messenger RNA. It is a transcript of the gene APBA3, whose product is annotated as amyloid beta precursor protein binding family A member 3. Lineage: Eukaryota; Metazoa; Chordata; Ceratodontiformes; Protopteridae. The record is from RefSeq and is a predicted model, not a curated record. Gene Ontology annotation, biological process: chemical synaptic transmission. Gene Ontology annotation, molecular function: amyloid-beta binding; protein binding. The transcript has 11 exons. The coding region runs from base 713 to 3187 and encodes 824 amino acids. Gene Ontology annotation, cellular component: cytoplasm; dendritic spine; plasma membrane.